Messenger RNA from Fopius arisanus, 1578 nucleotides. Its product is annotated as sulfotransferase 4A1. Gene Ontology annotation, molecular function: sulfotransferase activity. The transcript has 6 exons. The coding region runs from base 46 to 1026 and encodes 326 amino acids. Gene Ontology annotation, cellular component: cytoplasm. The record is from RefSeq and is a predicted model, not a curated record. NCBI's taxonomy places the organism in Eukaryota, Metazoa, Arthropoda, Insecta, Hymenoptera, Braconidae. Gene Ontology annotation, biological process: sulfation.
GUAGCCGUAGUUAGUAGUGCACGGAUUGCUCCAGAAUAAUUAAUAAUGAGUGUCAAUCCGGAAUUGUCGAACCUUGAGAAACUUAGAGAGGUGAUGCUUGCCUGUGUGAAGGAGAAUGGCUAUGUAAUGGAACCUUUAUGGAAAAAAGAGGGUGAACUCUAUCGAAAUUUCCAAGCAAAACCGGACGAUGUUUGGAUAAUGACGUUACCUAGAUCAGGAACCACAGUUACUCAGGAGAUUGUCUAUCUGCUAAUGAAUAAUUUCAAUUUUGAAACUGCGCGAAAAUUUCCUUUCUUCGUAAAAGUUGUAUCCAUAAAUACGAGCCUCUGUCCUCAUCUCUGGACGAAUUCUUACGUACUCUUGCCAGGGAAAGAUAAUCCAGGGGAAUGUGAGGUGAGAAAAGUUGAUGCCUCAAAAUCUUCCGCAGAGGUUUACGCAGAUUUACCAUCACCUAGAUUAUUCAAGUCUCACUUGACAUUUAGUGUGAUCAACAGCAUUCUUGAAUCUGGAGCAAAGACGAUAUACGUCGCCCGAAAUCCCAAAGACAGACUCGUGUCUUGGUGGAAAUUACUCCCCUCUAUGGCACGUAUACCAUGCGAUGUAGAUUUUGCAACAUUUUGGCGUUGCGUGCGCAAUGAACAAAUUUUGUACGAACCAACGUGGAAGCAUAUUAAAGAAGGUUGGGCACAACGACACAAUCCGAAUGUGUUAUUCUUAUUCUACGAAGAUAUUCGACAGGACUUACCAGGCGCGAUUAGGAAGAUAGCUAACUUUCUGGGAAAACCAUGCUCAGAACAACAAAUUGAAGAUACUGUUCGUUAUUUGGACAUCGAUUCCUUCCGUCAACAUGUCUUUGGUGAGGACACCAGACCUGAUGCAGAACAACUAAGGAACAUGUUCGUAGGAAAAGGUCAAAUUGGUGGUUACAAAGAUGUUAUAUCACCAAAAAUCGAAAAGGAAAUGGAUGACUGGAUAGAGGAAAAUCUUCGUGGUACGGAUAUAGCCUUUCCAGGAUUAAAUUGUUAAUCUCUCCAUCCAUACAUUUUAUUUUGAUCAUUGCAAUGUUGUGAAGUUUUUAGUGUUUCUUGUGUCUUUGAGGGCAGAGUUAGAUUUUUAGUUAUCGUGGCUACAACUGAUUGAUUGAGUCAGAAAAUUAAUCUGACACUUCUACUGUUGGUUUUUCAUUACUUUCCAUUUUAGUUGUGGUCAUAUGAUUGUUCAAUGAAUCAAUCACUAUCUAGUUCUUUGAUUUUAUUAAGAUUGAUUUGUGUAAGUAUGGAAUUUGAACCAUUUCAUCAUAAAACAUAAUCAAUACAAUGGAUCAGCUCAAACCGAACAGUUUAAGUCAGACAUUUAUUCGCACUUCGCAAAGGACCUGAAUUCAAAAGUUGUCUUAUAAUUAACAAUUACUUAAUCGAUAUGAUUUUGGUACUUAUAAGUUUGAUGAUUUGCUUUAGCAUGGGUAAUUUCUCAUGUAUUUGUGUACUACGUAAAUGAUUUUCAAUUGAAAUAUAACGAAUGUACUGGUCAAAUUACGUUCCGAGAAUUACUGAGGGAAAUAAAGGAAUAUAAACAAAA